This is a messenger RNA of Cylas formicarius (sweet potato weevil), 2862 nucleotides long. RefSeq lists its product as uncharacterized. Lineage: Eukaryota; Metazoa; Arthropoda; Insecta; Coleoptera; Brentidae. The transcript is spliced from 7 exons. The record is from RefSeq and is a predicted model, not a curated record. Bases 244 to 2853 code for a protein of 869 amino acids.
AGGUAGGUUAAUCGUUAUUGUCUUGUCGUGAAAGUGCAGCUGGUCUAAAAUUAUUAAUGAAAUUGGAUCGAUACAUAAAGUAUUUUGGUUGCAGAAACCUCCAUGGUAGCACCAGAUGACAGACUAAAGGAAGAGACUUGUGUUCUUAUGAAAGAGGUUGAGAAUCACUUGGCAUUACAUUUUGCUGCAAUCAAAUGCUUACAAAUGUAAUAGCCAACUUUUGAAAGGAAAUAUUUCAAUAUAAUGGAGAUACCAGUUAUAAUGGAUCAUGAUAGUGGUUAUGUUGAAGCCUUGAAUCAAGAAGAAUAUGUAAAUAACUUUUCUCUUGCAAUACCAUCCAUCUAUUUUAAUGAAGAUGCCCUGCUUGAAAAACCUGAUACUCUCACGGAACAGUUUAUUUUACCGAAAGAAAUUGACGAUAAAGAUAAUGAAGAGGCCAGGGGAUUAUUGUUCACCCCAGACAAAAUAAAUAGUUCUGUGCAGAGUGCUCAAUCAGUUUAUAGUGGAUUAGAAGGAACCGAUUCGAGUGUUGAGUCAGAUGAAAUCCCAGUUGGAUCACCCAUAAUUGCUUAUGAGGAGGCUUCGUUUAACCUUAGUCAGCCAGAUAUGUCAUUAGAAGAAACUGCAUUAGAAACAGUUAUAAUUGAAUGUUGUACAGAAGAUAGGAAAAAGUCUAGCUCUGAAAAAGGCUUUAUAUUUUUUUCCAAAGAGCAGCAAAAUUUUCAGAAACCUUGUUUAGAAUUGGGUGCAGAAGAAGGAGUCAAUAACUCCUCUUUGUUAAAAAAGAAUAAUUCUUGCUGCAAUGAUGCAGCAGAUAAUGACAAGGAUUUAGAGAUCAUACCAGUAUGUGAUGAUACCACACCCUCAAUUAAAAGAAAAAAAUCAUUUAGCAAUCCAUAUGGCGAUGGAAAUAUUAAAAAUGGCCAAUUUCUAAGUACCACAAUACCCAAAGAGAAAAGGAGAUUAACACUAAUAUUCUCAAAAACAGAGGACAAUAGUUUUUCUGUGAAACGUAAACACCCAAGUUUAGGAUUGACACCUGAGAAGAAAUAUGAAAACCCAAUAAUCUCUGACAUGAGUCCUGAUAUUUUUGGUGAUGAUCAAAUAAAGGAUGAAGACAAAAAGUGUUUCAGCAAAAAUUUGAGCCAAAUCAAAGUAUCAUCUCCAAAUCUUGAAAAGUAUAUGAACACACUUGAUGAAAAACUUAUUAAAAGGGUACAGAAAGGCAUAAGUGGUGUCCUGCCUCCACCAAGUGUGACUGUUGUUAAUAUAUCAGCUUCAGAAAUUUUAAAUAAACUUAAGGAAAAUAAACAAUACUUUUGGAAUGAAAAUUGUGUUAAAAACACACAGAACACAAGUUCCACAAAAGAUUGUUCUCUGGAGACAAAUAUGGGAAGUAUCAUAGGUAGAUCUCUCUUAACAAAUAUUGCGAGCAUAGAACAAAUCCCAUUUGAUAAAUUUCCUGCAGUUUUAGAAUAUCGGUAUCAUGGAUUGCAUCACAACUGCAGCAGUGUGUCCGAAGAGAUAGAAGCUCUCUGCGAGAAGUAUGCCAAACGUUUCGUGGGCGCGGAAACUCAGUCCAGUUGCACAGUUUUCGAACCUCCUGCCGUAGUAAGUCCAUCCAAGCGGAAAAUGUUGAAACCCAAGUGGAAUGCCAAAUCACCAGGGCGAAGAUUGAGUCAUCUGGCGCGACGACGGAUAACGUUUUCCAGCGCAAAUUUGCAAGCGGGAGGGUCUUCUUUGGCGGGUCUGAGAGCAAGACAGAUUUUGGUGGAUGGAAGGAAAAUGGAGUUGCUUAAUCGUCAUAAGAGUCCCCGAAAGACGCCAAAGAAAACCCCAAUCAAAAGCCCAAGGGUAAAAACUAGGACACCUUCGAGUUCUGCCAAGAAGAAGUUGGCUCUCCGCUUCCGCAAGGUUACGGGCGAAAUCGAAAAGUCAGUGACUAGCUGGUCUUCAGAAAACACGUCCUCCAAACGGGCACUGUUUAAAAGUCCUGAUAAAAGCGCCAGGGUUGGUAGUCGGACGAUGGGAAUCAGUUCCAGCAUGGAAAAAACUUCAUCUGGUAGGCGUGGUUAUUCAGGUUCAUCCGAAUUCAAUUUCGCCGAAAAUGACCGAUUGCAACUCAGACGAGCCUUGUUUACAUCCCCUCGGAGAGAUUCGCCUGCGAAGUCCAUGAAGUCGCCUUUAAAGCAAAUCUUCAAUUGUGGAGACCGGAAACGCAAACGCGGCGAUUCCGAGGAUGUCCAGCCGUCGAAAUUCUCCAGAAGCAUGUCGGUAGAUCUGAAAUCGGCAGUGUCCAAUAUGAACAAAAGCUUCACUAGAACCCGCAGUGACAUGGACAUUUUGCUCAAUAGGAGUCAGUCGCAAGCCGAACUUAGCGACAUUCAAAAAAAGAAGUUACAGUGGGCCGUGUACGAGGCACUUCGGACGCAGAACAUCGUUCCAGGUCACGCGCAGUUUAAAAUAUUUGCCUCGAUACUGGCCCGGGUGACUCGACGGUUUUUCAGCACCUAUGCCAAUGGAGCCAGCAAUAUUGCGGGUACGAGCGAAAAAAUGUUGAGAAUAGCAAAGCAUCAUGUGUUCGCCGUUGUGAAGGGGAAAUCUUUGGACGAAAUUGUGGCAGAGCACUUGAAAAAUAGGGCCCGGUUGCAGAAACCACAAGGGUAUAUUGGAUUGGAGGAGUUUAACAAUUUGAGAAACCAGACUAACUUCACAACCAAGGAACAACGAGUGUUGCAAGAUAGAGCCAACACUAUAGAGAGCUGGGAAAAAAGAAAGAUGGAGCAACUCGCAAAACCUGAAAGCAAACUGGAACGGAUCCGUAAAGUUAUUAACUUUGGAGAUGAUAGAUAGUUUCCCUGC